AUGGCUGAGCUAAUACUCUCUCAGGCGUCGGCUUUGGGGUAUGACAUUUCUGAGCGUAUCGAAUGUGUUGAUUCAAAAGUUGACGAUUUCGAAUUGGUGAACAAAUCAAAUUUUGAACAGAAAUAUUCUGAACAUGUGGACUUUUCUGCAUUCCUUUUCGACCUUACUAAAGUUAACGACAUGUCUGUUAAGGAUAUCUUAGUCGGCUUAUCCAGUAUUGUCUCCAGUUCGUCUGAUUUUACAAUAUCCAUACAGAAGCGUCAGCACAUUCGAGAGCUUGUCCUUCGAACAAUUAAGAAUUUUGAAAGUAUUACGUCCAAUAACCACGAUUUUUGUCAACAGCUGGAGGAUCUCUGUACAACACUUAGCUCCUAA
This is a messenger RNA of Rodentolepis nana, 375 nucleotides long. Lineage: Eukaryota; Metazoa; Platyhelminthes; Cestoda; Cyclophyllidea; Hymenolepididae. The record is from the annotation of a GenBank genome assembly.